ACCACGGUCAAACUGAGCUUUAUCUUUCGCAGCGGGUCAUUUAAUAAGAGCCAUUUGGAGCCAGAGGCGACUCGGAGCGCGCAGGGAGCCGCAAGCCAGAGGCAAGAUCAUCAAUAUAUGAGCAGAGCGUCCCAGUCAGAGGCCAGCAGCAGGCAGAGAGCACAUUGCUCCACACAGGGAAGAGAGACAGCACAGACACGGAAGAGAAGUGAGUGAAGAGGCUGAGUGAGGCACGGACGGCACAGCUCCAACUUUUACGCGUGAAGAGGAGAAAAAAAGAGUGACUUUAAAAAAAAGUGAGAGUCAAGUGGCCGGAGAGUGUCGGUUGAAGAUGCCGCGGGUAGUCCCGGACCAGAGGAGCAAGUUUGAGAAUGAGGAGUUUUUCCGCAAGUUGAGCAGGGAGUGUGAGAUUAAGUACACUGGGUUCAGAGACCGGCCCCAUGAGGAGAGACAAGCUCGCUUCCAGAACGCCUGCAGGGACGGACGGUCAGAAGUAGCCUUUGUAGCAACUGGCACCAACCUCUCGCUCCAGUUUUUUCCCGCCAAUCUCCACGGCGACCAGAGGCAGGUUCCUACAAGGGAUUACGUCGACUUUGAAAGAGAGACAGGAAAGGUCUAUUUAAAGGCGCCUAUGAUCUUGAAUGGCGUGUGUGUGAUCUGGAGAGGCUGGAUCGACCUGCAGAGGCUGGAUGGGAUGGGCUAUCUGGAGUAUGACGAUGAGAGGGCGCAGCAUGAGGACGCUCUGGCCCAGGCGGCGUUCGAAGAGGCUCGACGCAGAACCAGAGACUUUGAGGACAGAGACCGAUCACACAGAGAGGAUCUAGAGUCCAGACGACAGCAGGACCCCAGCCCUGGCUCAAACAUGGCCAACGCUGACGUGGAACACAAGAUGCGCUGAAGGAGGACGAGGAAGAGGAGGAACACCAGAGCCGGCAGGCCGUUUGCUUUCAACACAAUCAACAGAAAAACGUCAAGCCAAACCGCAAUUGUAGACCAACUGUUCCCCAUUAGCUCCUAACAGGUUUAAUAUGAUCAUUUCCACAUGCCAAACUUUUUUUUUUUUCCAAUAUUUGAAUGUAGAAGAAAAUAAACGUCCUGAAUUGAUUGAAUUGAAAGUGAAUAGAAGCUGUGGAAAAGAAGGAUAAAGGACACAGAAGACCUGGACAAAAAGCAGACGGAUAUAUUUAAAGGCAGGAUGGAGCAUGAGCAGUUGCAUGAUAUGCUAAACGUCCAGAGUUGUUGUUUUGUUUUUAAGUCAAAUGACAGCUUCAUAUCUAUAAAGGAAAGAUCCAGCCAUCCCUACUCAAAAGCUCUGAUGUUUUUUGUCCAGGUCUAAAAGGAUUUGAUGGAUAGGGGGUAGUUUCAAGUUCCAGAAUAUAUUUUCUAUUAAUACAAGAUGUUGAAAAUAGAGGCAGAAGGGUUGUAAAGGGGUGUAGAUGUCACUCAUAGAGGGAGGAGGAGGUGGAGAGGCAGAAACUAGAAGGAGCAGAUAAAAGAGAGAUCAUUGUGGCUCAGGGUCACGGGCAGGGCUUACCAGCAGAGCAGGCUGCAAACGUCAAGUGUUGACAGUUUGUGGGAAACAGAGUUGUGCAUUGUGCCCGUUGUGCAACACUUCACAUUUGCUAACGUGCUCUUUGUUAACCCCUGCUAUACCAAGCUCACUUCCUGAAACCUGCUGUUUUCUGAGACCAAAGUUCACUUUGCUGGAGAGGGGAGGGAGGGAAUCAAAGAGGAGGGACAAACUUUAGUUGCAUUUAUAAGCGGAAAGCACCCAGAGAGAAUUAUUCACCAGGUUGACAAGUGUUUGCUGUUCUUAUCAGUUUGUAAUUCUCUCUUCAAACACAUGAGACAGCCGCUACAGUAGAAUCACAGCUUGUGUAGCAACAAACCCAAAGAUGGGACAUUUCCUACGUCUUUGGCUCUGGAAGGGGAAUGAUGGGGCGGGGCUUUAUUCUAAUUGUCUUCCGAGGGGUUCUGCACUAUGUGAAACAAUCAGUCUUGGAUUUUUCUUCAUGCAUGAAACCAAACCUUUGUCCUUUGUUGCUCCCUGUGCAGCCUUUACAGCGCUUGGAUGAGGGAUAACUGGCUUCAUCAAAGCUAUCGCUUCUGUGUCCUUAAAGGACAUUUCCAUGUUUCAGAUUUUUCCUAAUGUCAAUUUAAGGAUGCAUUUGAGCAGAAAAAUGCACCUAUGAUGAUUUUAAGCGUUGCUCUCUUAAUGUUUAACGUCUGCGCACAUCUGAGCAAAAAAAUCAAACGUACUUUAGCUUUUAGCGGCAACGAAAACCAAAAAAACAUGCCUCGACAAUUGGAGACUUUUUCAUUUUUACAUCUUCCUUAGUGGGUUAGGAAGAUGUCCUAUUUCAUGAGUUAAAUAACACAUUCAAAAGCAAGUCGAUGUUCUGGUAAAUGCAUCGCUGCAAAGCUGAAAACAGGAUGUUUUCUAUUAGCUUGUAUAAAGUGAAUAUUGUGGAGACUUCCUGCUAAUAUUCACAUAGAAAUCAGCUAAUUUACGAGCAAAGAAGCCAAAAAGAGAAGUUUGUAUUGCCGUAAACAUGAAUAAUGGAUCCUCUCAUAGCAGGCUGCAGCGCCGAUGGCACAGAUCCGGUUCAGUCCUAGAACCCGUCCAUCGACCCGUCGGUUGCCCAGAUGUCCUCCUCAUUCAAGGCUGUAAACGGCGCCCAUGCCUGUCCUGCUACAGCACUCGUGUGAUGAAACGCUCUUCUGUUACCUUUUCAUUGUGUUUGUGUGAAAGUCAUGAUGUUUACUUUUUAUAUUACUUCUUCACUUCUGUACAUGUAUUCGUUUUGUUCAUCUUUCAGCUUCGUUAUGAACCAGCGGCAGCGGCUUUAUUUCAUGAAAAGUUGAGUUGAGAAGUAUAAAAAUGUCUCCAGAACUUCGGGAGGUUUGCAGACUUUUGUUGCUUUUAUUGUUCAUGUGCUCUUUUAUUGAUGUUAUUUCUAAGUUUUUGUAGGAAAUCCACUUCCUGGGUUAUUGCUAUAAUACAUGAAUGUGGAUUGGCUCCAGCCCUGUUGUCAGGCAACGUAAAUGUUUUUAUAUUUUGCAACUAGAAGCUUAUUUCAUUUUCCAGUGUGUUUUCUAUUUAGUGCACUCAACGGUUUUAUUAUAAUUAUUAUAACCAAGAAAAACCUUUUGUUCAUGCCUUUCUUUCCUCUCAGUCUGACUUAUUAAGAAUUGUAUGGAGCUCAACAUAAAAUGCGAAAACUGAUUUGUUUUAUUUUUUGUACAUCGAUAGCCGUGCGUUUGUAACCGUUUACAAGAAGUUUUGCAGUAAAGAAAUGUUGUUGCUAGUUUAAAUUAAAAUAAAAAGUGAAAAAAAGAAUGAAAACUCAGAACGUAGGAUGCAAACAAUCUAAAAGGCUCUUUUCUUAAUCGAAAUGCAACUUCUGGUUUUCCUGGCAAACUAAAGCCAAAUCAACAAAACACGUUGGUCCUGACAUUUGGACACGACACGGGAGGCGUCAUUGGAUUAAUGUACGUUCUCAUGGCAACCUCGUUACAUACAGAAAUUUGGGAGACUUUGGAGAAAAGCUUUUCAGAUCAGUCAGCUGGCCUUGUGACUCAGUGCUCAUUAGGAUGAGAAUGUGGAACGCAGGCUUUCUUUUGCACUGCACAAAGUGGGGGAUUUAUGCAGCGUGGCCUCAGUUUGGUGCUGUUAGGUUGGAAAGUUCAGCAGAUGCGACACAGUGGCAUUAAAUAGUUAGAAAGAGGUGAUUGGUAGAGGGACUGAGGGAGCAUGUAAUGUUGGUUACAGCUGUUCUACCUUCACAGGAGCAGUGGUGAGGAUGUUAUCAUGAGGCUGGAUGCAGGAUAGGAAUGUGUAAUGCCUCCUGCGGAUAUAGAUGGUGCCACGAGUUACAUCUUCAUUUCUGGUUUAGUGGAAACGGACAGUGUUGGAUAUGAAUCAGUACAAGAACAGGCAAGACAGUGAAGCUGUUUAGGCAUUACGACACGAAGACGAUAAGUGAAGCUUUUCAGCCUUAAAAUGACUGCAGUUCAUCCUCUAAACGUGGGGAAGUACAUCUUUAUCGAUUUAAACACUAUGCUCAAGUGAAGAACCACCACCAUGGGUUUGACUGUAAAUGACAAACUGACUAACGUGUAACGAGAACGUGACCACAGUGUCGCUCAGCCAGUGUGGAUUCUCACCAGUUGUACCCAUUUAUACCCAUUUCAACACCUUACAUGAAGUCCAUCCCUCACUUUUCUUAAUGCAGGCAUUAAGGCAAACCAUAAACCAUGAACAUUUUCUUUCUUCUUCUUUUUUUAAACCGAAGCUGUUUGUCUUCUUAUUUGUUUAAGUUAUUUAUACGUAGUGGCCUGUGCUCUCUGAGUUCUUCCUCCCUGUGUGGUCUGUCUCUGUUUUCAGUCUGUCCUCUCGGAGGAAUCUGAAAUUUGAGAUAUUCGAUUCAAAAUGUUUUUCAUAAUAAACAUGUAUUAAUUCUUGUA
This is a messenger RNA of Stegastes partitus (bicolor damselfish), 4467 nucleotides long. It is a transcript of the gene cbfb, whose product is annotated as core-binding factor subunit beta. NCBI's taxonomy places the organism in Eukaryota, Metazoa, Chordata, Actinopteri, Pomacentridae. The record is from RefSeq and is a predicted model, not a curated record. Gene Ontology annotation, biological process: regulation of transcription by RNA polymerase II. Gene Ontology annotation, cellular component: nucleus; core-binding factor complex. The transcript has 6 exons. Gene Ontology annotation, molecular function: sequence-specific DNA binding; transcription coactivator activity. Bases 332 to 898 code for a protein of 188 amino acids.